AUGAUCGUUAACGGUACAUCUGACACUGUUUUAUGCCAUUGUUUUCCGAAUUAUUUAGACGGUCCUGCACUUGAUUGGUUUUGUACUUUGCCUGUAGGUUCUAUCUCACGAUUUCAACAGCUGGCCAAACUAUUUGAAGACCAUUUCGCUGGAUCUACAAUUUAUCUGCAUGACUCAGAUUAUCUGAAUACAAUCAAGCAGGGACAGAAUGAGAGCCUGAAGGACUAUAUGACUCACUUCACGAAAGUCGCCAUAAGCAUACCAGACCUCCACCCCGAGGUCCAUCUGCAUGCCCUCAAAAGUGGACUCCGACCUGGGAAGUCCAAGAAACCAUCGCGGUUGCCAAACCGAAAACCCUUGCCGGGUCAAAUUGAUAUCGAGGAGCUCACACAAGCUUGGAAGUCCGACAAAACGUACUACAGAGACGAAGACAAGGCGCACAAUAGUAGGAAAAAUUUUAAACUAACCCCUCAAUUUGAUUCUUACACAGUUCAACGCCAAGCGAGAAGACAUAAUCAAAGAGAUCCUAAAUUGAAAAUUGAUUAA
Molecule: messenger RNA, 546 nt
Organism: Arachis stenosperma
Lineage: Eukaryota; Viridiplantae; Streptophyta; Magnoliopsida; Fabales; Fabaceae
Exons: 1
Coding region: 1-546 (181 amino acids)
Source: RefSeq, a predicted model, not a curated record